UAUUACCUCAGUAGACCCUCCAAAAUUAUUCUAAAAUUCAGCAAAUUGGGGUGCCAAAAUUAGAUCACUCUCACACACAUUUUCUAUUUAAAGUUCUUAAUAUAAAUGCUCAGUAUUUGCCAACGAACAACCGCUGAGUGAUGAAAUGGGGCAGUCGGCCAUCGGAUCCGGAACCUGAGCCGCCCGCUGUGGAGUCGCCCAGUCCUUCCAGGUGGAGCAGGUCUGCGAAGAAGCCGAUCGAAAAAGCGCCUAGCCCCACCCAGUCCAGGCCCAACAUCGUCAGCAAUGUGGGCCUCUACAAGGCCACCUUCUACAGCAACAUAGGAUCCUUCUUCUUCGGCAUCGCGGUGGGCUGGUCGGGAUCGGUGGAGCGGUCGGUGAUGGAGCAGCACUCGUACUUCUUCAAUCUCUCGGCGGCCGAGUGGAACGGAGUGUGCAUACUGCUGACCCUCGGAGCGGCGCUGUGGUGUGUGCCCAUGGGCUACAUGGUGCGAUCCUGCGGCUGCAAGCGCACCAUCCUCAUGCAACUGCUGCCGAAUACCUUGGGCUGGUGCCUCACCGCCUUCGCCCAGAGUGUCUAUAUGCUAUAUGCAGGUCGGUUUGUGCUGGGCAUGUGCGGAGGUGCCCACUGCGUGGCGGUUCCCAUCUACAAUGCCGAAAUCAGUACCAAUAUCAAGCGAGGCGCCAUGAGUGUGCUCUUCCAGGGGGCCUGCAUCUGCGGUGUGCUCUACAGCUUUACCAUGUCCUGUUUCCUGGAACUGUGGCUGGUGAACUUCCUGAAUCUGGGAGUGCUCACAUUGGGCCUGCUGCAGAUCCUCAUGCCCGAGUCGCCGACGUACUAUGUGAAUCGGGGCAAUAUUGCGCGGGCGGAGGCCUCCCUGCGGUACCUGCGGGGCAAGAAGUACGAUACGAAAAAGGAGAUCGACCAUCUGAUGAGGGAACCCACUGCCAGUCAGCAGGACGUGCGCCAAGGACCACUGCGGGGCUUCAAGUAUAAGAAAAUACGAAGGAGUCUCGCGCGGACCUUGGCGCUUGCCGUGCUGCAAAAGCUGUGUGGCGCCCUGAUCUUCAUCUUCUAUGCCCCCAAUAUGCUGACCUGCCUGAAGAUUCAGCGGGAGUACGGAUCCAUUUUGGCCAUUGGGGUGACAUUUGGCUUCAUCCUGUGCAUUUUGCUGGUGGAUCGAGUGGGUCGAAGGACACUGCUGAUCUCCUCCUCCUCCGUGAUGGUUUUCAUGUCCAUUUUCCUCGGCCUGUACUUCAAGAUUUGGAUGUUCAUGGAAACGGAAGUCCUGCCCUGGGUGGCCCUCUUCUGCAUAUCUGUGUUCGUGGGUGCCUAUACCACCGGAAUAGGCUCACUCACCUGGCUGCUCAACGUCGAGCUCAUUGUGCCCGUCAUGAGGCCCGUGGGCUGUGCCAUCGCCUGUGCCUCCAACUGGCUAACUGCCUUCUGCGUGGUCUGCUGGUUCGCCAGCCACGAGGUCAAAUGCCAGCCGUAUCUGUUCCUGCUCUUCGCCAUCAUCGCCGUGAUCAUCCUGCUCUUCUCCCUGGUCUACAUCCCGGAGACCAAGGGCCUGUCCUCGUCGAAGAUCCAGCAGAAGAUGGGGGGAAUCAUGAACCGGCCAGCGGCGAUCACCUUCACAUCCAGCAGCGAUUCCUCGGAUGCUUAGUCACUGUCUCAAAUAAAUCGAUUUGUUAGUCACACUUAUUAA
Drosophila biarmipes is the source of this 1709-nucleotide messenger RNA. RefSeq names its product glucose transporter type 3 (gene Glut3). The record is from RefSeq and is a predicted model, not a curated record. NCBI's taxonomy places the organism in Eukaryota, Metazoa, Arthropoda, Insecta, Diptera, Drosophilidae. Gene Ontology annotation, molecular function: sugar transmembrane transporter activity. Bases 141 to 1667 code for a protein of 508 amino acids. The transcript has a single exon. Gene Ontology annotation, biological process: carbohydrate transport; transmembrane transport. Gene Ontology annotation, cellular component: membrane.